CAGUGACAAAUAGAACGCAGUGGAACUGUCGGUGAGCCCAGCGACGCCGGUGAAAGAUGGCGUCUCUUCUGCACCCAGACAGAGUAGUCUAUCUGGUUCGUGGACAGAAAAGGAUUAGAGCCCCCUUAUCUCAACUUUAUUUUUGUCGCUACUGUAGCGAGUUAAGGUCGCUAGAAUGUGUGUCUCAUGAGGUGGACUCCCAUUACUGUCCUAGCUGUCUGGAGAACAUGCCGUCUGCUGAAGCUAAGCUGAAAAAGAACAGGUGUGCAAAUUGCUUUGACUGCCCAUGUUGCAUGCACACUCUGUCGACUCGGGCCACUAACAUUCCAGCUCCUCUGGCUGACGAUCCUACCAAGACAACGAUGAAGAAAGCCUACUACCUGGCCUGCGGUUUCUGUCGCUGGACCUCCAGAGACGUAGGAAUGGCUGACAAAUCAGUUGCCAGUGGUGGAUGGCAGGAGCCAGAAAACCCCCACGGUCAGCGGAUCUCCAAGCUGAUUGAGUAUUACCAGCAGCUCGCCCACCGAGAGAAGCAGGAGAGAGACAGGAAGAAGCUGGCAAGGAGACGACAGUGCAUGCCCCUGGCAUUCUCGGAAAAAUACGGCCUUGGAACCAGACUGCAUAGGCAGAGACCUGGAGCCCCUAUAGCCACUCUGGCUGGACUUAGCCUUAAAGAGGGUGAGGACCAGAAGGAAAUCACAAUCGAACCCGCUCAGGCCCUUGAUGAAGUGGAGCCCCUGCCUGAGGACUGCUACACCAGACCCAUCAGUUUACCCGAAGUGACCACGCUGCGCCAGCGGCUGCUGCAGCCGGACUUCCAGCCUGCAGGAGCUUCUCAGCUCCACCCCAGACACAAACACCUCCUGAUGAAGCGUUCGCUGCGCUGCAGGAAAUGCGAGCACAACCUGAGCAAGCCAGAGUUUAAUCCAACUUCAAUCAAGUUCAAAAUUCAGCUGGUGGCUGUGAGCUACAUCCCUGAAGUAAGAAUAAUGUCCAUUCCAAAUCUCCGAUUCAUGAAGGAGAGUCAGGUGCUGCUAACCCUGACCAACCCGGUGGAGAACAUUACUCAUGUCACACUGGCUGUUUGUGAAGAAGACGAUCCUGAUGAUAUUAACAGCACUUCCAAGGUUCUUGUUCCCAGUAAGGAACUGGUUUUGGCAGGGAAGGAUGCUGCAGCCGAGUACGACGAACUGGCAGAGCCUCAGGACUUCCAGGAUGAUCCAGACAUUGUCGCCUUCAGGAAGUCCAACAAGAUUGGUUUCUUCAUCAAAGUGGUCCCUCUGAAAGAAGAGGACACGGAUGUCACCGUUUCAUUUAGGAUGCGUCACGACUUCCGUAACCUCGCUGCUCCCAUCCGGCAGAGCGAGGAGGGGGGCGACGCCGCUCACGAGGCCGUUUGGCUCACUCAUCAUGUAGAGCUGAGGCUGGGGCCGCUCGCUCCCUGAGUGCAAAUAAAAACCUAUAGCGUUCCUCAACUGGUCUGCUAAAAACGAGCGUUCGUUUAGUGGAAGCUGACGGAAGUUGCUUUUGUUUUAUCUUACCUGACGUCACCAGUGGUUGCACAAUAACCUUCAUCUGCAUCUUAGCUCGGCGUUAAAUUAUAGGAAAGUACUGUUGACUGCUGCAUCGGUUUCAUGUCUUUUUAAAUGAUUGUUGUGCUGCUCCAUGGCAGGUUACGUUUCACUACAUCAGCCUUUCUCUGCCUAAACACUAUACAGUCUAUUAGUACGAAGCAGCGUCUGCGUGGGAGGUUAGGAAGUAUUAAUGUUGUGCUUACAGUGUUUUCUUUAUUUCCUCUGUCUGGUUAUAAUUCACCGUAACGCCGAGAUGGUGCGAACUGUUGGGACUGAAACCAGCGAGCAGAAUCACGAGAGACGAGAACCAUCUGAAAAGAGUCGCCGCCUCUGCUCCGUUUGCGUCUGCGUCUUUGUCGGCAUCAUUCUCCGAACAUACCUGCCUAUAUUUCACUGUUGUACAGGAAUCUUAUUUCAAUCGCUUCGUACAGAAUAACCACUUACCAUUUACGGUUCACUGACUAAAACGUCUCGGUGCUUUUAGCAGCUCAUUGAAAGCGUACACAGGCUAUUAAUCUGAGAUCACCUCCAGUUUAUGCACCCGGAUUUAUCCGCCAUUUUACAGGACUGAUUAAAGGUAACCUCGUCUCUGUUGCCCACCUUCAAAUGUAACUGCCUCCAUUAAGCUACGCGGAGGUCGAGAAAAUAGUUUUAGGUGCAAAAAACUCAUCAUGUGUUUGUACUUGAAAACUUCUCCUCCUCUUGGUUGGCAAGCAUUACUGACAAGCCUGUGAGUGGAUGUUGUGCAUAACUGUCCCAUGUGUUAUCCUUGGCAAAAAAAAAAAAAAAAAAAAAAUAGAGCUGUACAUCCAUUAAUCUGCUCUACUGGCUAAUAAAUUAAUAACAUGC
Molecule: messenger RNA, 2423 nt
Organism: Gambusia affinis (western mosquitofish)
Lineage: Eukaryota; Metazoa; Chordata; Actinopteri; Cyprinodontiformes; Poeciliidae
Gene: dctn4
Product: dynactin 4
Exons: 13
Coding region: 57-1445 (462 amino acids)
Cellular component (GO): dynactin complex
Source: RefSeq, a predicted model, not a curated record